Xiphias gladius (swordfish) is the source of this 3649-nucleotide messenger RNA. It is a transcript of the gene tgm1l1, whose product is annotated as transglutaminase 1 like 1. NCBI's taxonomy places the organism in Eukaryota, Metazoa, Chordata, Actinopteri, Istiophoriformes, Xiphiidae. Gene Ontology annotation, biological process: peptide cross-linking. The record is from RefSeq and is a predicted model, not a curated record. The coding region runs from base 166 to 2508 and encodes 780 amino acids. The transcript is spliced from 14 exons. Gene Ontology annotation, molecular function: protein-glutamine gamma-glutamyltransferase activity.
GUACGGUGAAGUACGUUCCUGGGCAGGCACAUAAAUAUUCCGAUCAAAAGAGCGGGGCGAGUGAAGAGAAGCGCUCGAAAAAAGUUUUCACAGGCUGAGGGAUAAUUGCUCAAGACGAAGCAGAGUUUUCACCGCUGAUACAAAGAAGGAUCCCCGCAGAAAAAAAUGCCAAGUGAGCGGUUGACAGUAAGAGACAUGUCGGACGUUGGGCGUUUCCCCGGAGGAGCCCCACCCACCAGGGUAGAGCUGACCAUUCAGACAGAGGGGGAGAAGAAACAGGAAGAGGGAGGCUGUCGCCAAUGGUUCAGGAAAAUGUGUCCGUGCUGCUGUAAGUACCAGAGCAGCACCUCUUACGAUGUUACAGAAAAGGUUGAGAUGGUCAAACCCCCGGCCCCAGAGCCUGCCAAGCCAAAGCCUGAGAAUGGAGAAGCAAAGGAAAUGGAAGAAAUAAAUUUUUUGGUGUGUUCGGUGGACCUGCUGAGCUCCAAGACCGGUCAGAACAGAAAGGAGCACCACACCGACCUGUAUCACAGCGACGAACUAAUCAUCCGCAGAGGACAGACCUUCCAGAUUCAGUUGGAGUUUAACAGGCCCUUCAAUGCUGACACUGACAAGCUGCAUCUGGACCUGAAGACAGGUUCCCUGCCCAUGGUUUCCAAAGGCACCCACGUCAUCGUUCCACUCGUGGAUCACCUGGAAGAUGAACGCUGGGAGGCAAAAAUCGUAGAGCAGAAGGUCAACAAGAUCAAGCUGUCCGUCAACUCGCCAGCCAAUGCUGUGAUCGGCCUGUACGGGCUCAGCGUGACAACUUUUUCUCUAAAGGGCGAGGCCGCAGCUACUCACAACUCCAAAAAGUCCAUCGUCAUGCUCUUCAACCCUUGGUGUGAAGAGGACACGGUGUUCCUGGAUGACGAGGAGGAGAGGAAGGAGUAUGUGCUGAAUGACAUCGGGAGGAUUUACUAUGGCACAGAGAAACAAAUCGGUGCCCGCACAUGGAACUUUGGGCAGUUUCAUGAAGGGAUCCUGGAUGCGUGUCUGUUCAUCCUGGAGAAGAGUGACAUGCCUCCAUCUGGUCGAGGGGAUCCUGUCAACGUGGUCAGGGUCAUAUCUGCCAUGAUAAAUGCUCAGGACGACUUUGGGGUUCUGGUUGGGAACUGGUCUGGGAAUUACUCUGAUGGGGUCUCUCCUAGUGCGUGGAGCAGCAGUGUAGAGAUCCUGAGGGAAUACCACUCCACCGAUGGCACGCCUGUGUCAUAUGGACAGUGCUGGGUCUUUUCUGGGGUCACUACAACAGUGCUGCGGUGUCUUGGUGUACCCACCUGCAGUGUGACCAACUUCCAGUCUGCUCAUGAUACUGAUGUGUCGCUCACUACAGAUGUGUAUUUUGAUGAGAAUUUGCAGCCGAUUGACUACCUCAAUAGUGACUCUGUCUGGAAUUUCCACGUAUGGAAUAACUGCUGGAUGGCCAGACCAGACCUACCUCCUGGUAAUGGAGGCUGGCAGGCUGUUGACUCUACUCCCCAGGAAACGAGUCAGGGCACCUUCCGCUGCGGCCCUGCGUCUGUCAACGCUAUCCGCUCCGGCCAGGUCUACCUCAAACACGACACGCCUUUUGUUUUCGCUGAGGUCAACAGUGAUAAGAUCUACUGGCAGAGGAACCGGGAUGGUACUUUUAGCCAGUUCCACAGUGAAAAGAAAUCUGUUGGCCACUGUAUCAGCACCAAAGCAGUGGGCUCUGACGAGCGGGCAGACAUCACGCACCUGUACAAACACCAAGAAGGUUCAGAAGAGGAACGCAUUGCUGUGGAGACUGCAAGUCGCUAUGGCAGCAAGCCAGACGUCUACUCCACACCCAUGGCAGAGGACGUGAGGGUGGAGGUGAAGAUGGAGGGCGAGGGGCCCAGGAUGGGUGCUGAUGCCAAGCUGAACAUCUUGGUUAAGAACCUGAGCUCACAGCCUCGUCAGACAACACUGCACAGCCAGGUGGCCGUCAUGUACUACACCGGUGUGCUUAAGGGCACCAUCAAGAAGGAGGAGAUGCCUGUGGAACUUUUGCCCAAUGAAGAAAAGACCAUUGAGUGGUUGUUGCCCUACCAGCAGUACCAAGAUCAGCUGGUGGAUCAGGCAGCCCUGAUGUUGACCCUGUCUGGAAGAGUCAGUCAGACCCAGCAAGUGUUAGCCAACCAGACCACUUUCAGGCUCCGUACGCCUGACCUCAACAUCACGCCUUUGGGAGAAGCUGUGGUUGGUAAGGAGAUGGCAGCAAAGAUCACCUUCACCAACCCCCUGCCACGUACACUAAAGGACGUGGUGUUUAGAGUGGAAGGCCUGGGUCUACAGAAGGGCCAUGAAGUGAUUAUAGGUGACGUCGGUAGUCACUCCACAGUGACAUUGACCGAGCACUUCACCCCCACCCAGCCCGGAGCCAGGAAGCUGGUGGCAUCUCUUGACUGUAAACAGCUCACGCAAGUGCAUGGAGUGGCUGAUAUCGUCGUUCUUGAACAAUGAGAGGGAGCUAAUGACAUCACUCUUGCCAUAUGAAAGAUAAACUGAAAGCCUCUAAUUAUAUACAGUCUAUCUUAAACUACUGUAUCUUGUUUAUUUUAUACAACAAAAUUUUAAUUUUGAUAUUUUUAAAACUAUGAAUGGACAAUUAACAACUGUAGCAUUAUCAGUAUUAUUUUUUUAAGUUGAAAUAACAUAAAUUCAGACUUCUCUAAAAAGCUAGGAUGCUAAACCUGUGAUGAAAAAGUAUGCAAACCAAGUACUUUAAUUAACAAGCAUUCAGAUGUUGAAGUUAAUGUCAGAUUACCUAGACUGUUAAUACAUUAGUCUAUUUCAAGACACUGAACAAAGCAUGUAAAAGUCCAGUCAGGUCAAUCACAUUUUGUUAUCAUGAAAAUACUGUAUGUCUAUUAUACAUGUAGCUUCUCAUAAGGUGAAAAAAAAGUAUGUGAAAAUUAUUUUCUGACAUGAUGAACCUAACAUGGCUUAAAUGAAGAAAGUUUACUGUAAAAUGUUUUGAAAGGGAAUGAUGCUGAAAUUGGCAUUGACAUUUUGCAAAGGCCACAUGGCAUAUCCCCUGUUAUUUCUGUUACAUUUGACUGACCAUUUUGUAAAAGUUUAUAGCCAUUUUUCCAUACCAAUUACCAUUGUAGAUUUGAAAAAAUGAAAUCGACAAGGACAUGGCCAAAAGGUUAUGUCAGUCAUCCUACGGAAUACAAAUUCAUAAUGCCUCCUUUAUUUUUUAAACCCACAAAUCAGCACUUGUAAAAACUGAAACGUCUCCAUUUGCAGAAUGCAGACCUAAAUGCUCCUUGUGGAUGAACUUUGCCAGAUCUUGCUCUUAAUGUCUUGUGUGUAUAUCUCUGUCGUAUGUGUAUAAUCACAGACAUCAGCUUUACUGUAUCUUGCAAUUUACCUGCAACAUUGGGCUUUCCUCUGCUGUGAUUUGCAGCAAACCAUUUGACCUUGUGGCCUUAAUUCACCUUAGCGUUACUAGUUGUAGUCUGUUUAACUUCAGCACUCAAAGUACAAUGUGAAGGAACUAUUUUAAUAACAUUCAACUAUUUAUCUACUUUAUCUACCUUGACUAUUUUUUGUCUUGUCUGUGUUGUGUUGGUAAUAAAACUUCCACUGAAAUGGUGGC